Racocetra persica is the source of this 374-nucleotide messenger RNA. Lineage: Eukaryota; Fungi; Glomeromycota; Glomeromycetes; Diversisporales; Gigasporaceae. The record is from the annotation of a GenBank genome assembly.
CAAUAAAAAUUGGGUGCCAGAAAAUUCAAACAGAUUAUAUGGAACUGAUAUAACUGUUACUGGUUUUAAUACUUCUUUGAAUGGUAAUUCAAAUAAUAUAAUUAAAGUUAGAAAGGUUGGUAGGAGUACAUAUUUCACGGAAGGAAAAAUGGAAGAUAAGUGGGAUGAAAUUAUAACUUCAGCCUUCGAUCCUCCAAGAAAAAUGGUUGCUUUACCAGUAUAUGGCAUUAAUAAAGGACAACCAUUUGAUUCAGGUUCUCCGGUUGUUGACGAAGACAAUCAGGUUGUAGGAAUUCUUCAUGGAGGAGUUAAGGGCAAAGCAGAUGCUUAUGUAAUUCCCAUCCACGUAAUUAAAGAACAUGUUAAAGAAUCUC